This is a messenger RNA of Acanthamoeba castellanii str. Neff, 3048 nucleotides long. Its product is annotated as protein kinase domain containing protein. The record is from RefSeq and is a predicted model, not a curated record. The transcript is spliced from 19 exons. Gene Ontology annotation, cellular component: signaling receptor complex. Gene Ontology annotation, molecular function: protein binding; ATP binding; GTP binding. Bases 1 to 3048 code for a protein of 1015 amino acids. Gene Ontology annotation, biological process: positive regulation of kinase activity; protein phosphorylation; cell surface receptor protein tyrosine kinase signaling pathway. Lineage: Eukaryota; Discosea; Longamoebia; Acanthamoebidae.
AUGAUGAUGGACGCGGCCUCCACGGGACCAGGAAGCGGAACUGCCCCUUCCUCGGCCAUCGUGUUUAUCCUGGGCUCCGAUGUGGUGGCCAAGGACUCCCUCCGCAUCGCCUUCACUCAACCUCUCACCUCCACCCGCAACCCUCUUCGAGAAGCCAACACCAAGUGCGAACGAUCGCUGGAGGUCGAUGGCCGCCGCUGGAACCUCCGAGUACACAAUGAAGGCCGUCGCUUCACAGAAGUGUCGCGCGAGCUGUUCAUCCGCAGUGCUGACGCCUUCGUGCUGGCCUUCAACGUGGGUGUGCGCUCCUCGUUCCUCGACCUCCACGCCAUCUGGGACGAACUGCACCGGCACGUGCACCCACUCACCCAGGCACCGCCACAUGGCAAUGUGUUCCCUAGCUCCCCACGUCGCCUGUCUGGCCUGGUACGGGGCGAGGAGAGGGUGCGGGCCAAGGCCCUGGUGGCCUUCCGUGCCGGGGAGCGCGGCGGUGAGGGUGGCGCAGGCGGGCGGGAGGAGGUGAGCCAGGACGAGAUGGAGGCCCUCGCGCGGGAGUGGGGCUGUCCGCUGUUCGAGUACUGCCCACGCUCGCCCCACCACCACCACCACCCGGACCCCGUGUUCAUCGACCUCCACUACCAGCACCAGCACCAGCAGUUCCGCCUCCUCCACAUCUUCAUCCACAUCGACGUCCACCGCCACCACCGCCGCGUCAUCAACGGCAGCGGCGGCGGCAGGGUCGGACCGCAAGAGCGGACGGUCCAAGUCACACAAGGGCCUCAAGAGCCUCAUCCGCUCCUCCAGUCCCUCCUCCUCCUCCAAAUCGCGCGAUGCCUCCUCUGCUCCCUCGUCUCCAUCGCCUCCCACACUAUCCUCCUCCUCCUCCUCCUCUUCGUCGUCGUCGUCGUCGUCGUCUACAACCACGUCCUCCUCAUCCUCCUCCUCGUCGUCGUCGUUGUCGUCCAUCGCAAGGAAGAGCGCGACCGGGUCGCUUCCUCCUCUGCUGAGGUCAAAUCGGUGUCGGUGCGGGAGACGCCGCCUCCGGCCCCGCUCUCCCCCGACCUGCUUCCGCCGCACCUGCAGGACGAUACGCCCCUUCUUUCGGAGAUGGGCAAGCUGCUGGCCAAGCUGGAGAUGCUGCAGUACGAGCAGAUAUUCGAGGAGCAGGCCAUCGACAUACCCACCCUCAAGCUCCUCUCCGACGAGGAUCUGGAGAAGAUCGGGGUGCGUGCGCUGGGCCAUCGGCGGAAGCUCAUGGCGGCCGUGCGGGAGCCCGAGGAGGGGCGCGCCGGAGGCUCCGGCUUGCUGCUGGGUCCCCUCCUGGGCGGGUCCCGCAGUGCGGCGGGGCAGCAGCUGCCCAGCCACGCCCGCUCGGGGGUGGCCAUGAUCGACCACGACGACCUCGUGCUGGGCGAAAAGCUCGGCUCCGGCUCCUUUGGCGCCGUCUACCGCGGCAUCCUGCGGGGCACCACCCAGGUCGCCGUCAAGCAGCUCAAGGACGUCGAUAACCAGGCCGCCCUCCUCGCCGAAGCCCGCCUCAUGGGACGCAUCUCGCCGCACUUCAACGUGGUGCGGUUCUACGGCGUGUCGCAGUGGGGCGACCUGCUCAACCUGGUGGUGGAGUACGUGCCCGACGGGUCGCUCGACGAGUACCUGCGGGAGCACAUCGACGAACUGCCCCUCAACGUGCUCAUCGACAUGUGCAAGAACGUGGCCUCUGGGAUGGAGCACCUGCACAAGCACAACAUCGUGCACCGGGACCUGGCGGCGCGCAACCUGCUGCUGGACAAGCGGCAGCACGGCAUGCACACGAUCAAGGUGUGCGACUUUGGGCUGUCGCGUGCACUCGAGGACACCUACUACCGCGCCACCCACUCCAAGAUGCCCGUCAAGUGGACCAGCCCGGAGGCCAUCCGCUACCGCAAGUUCACCUCCAAGAGCGACGUGUGGAGCUACGGCGUCACCAUCUGGGAGAUAUUCAGCUACGGGGAGAUUCCCUACAGCACCAUCUCCAACCAGGAGCUGCUCGACCACCUGGACAAGGGCUACCGCCUGCCCUGCCCCGCCGCCUGCCCCCGCAAGCUCUACCUCCUCAUGCUGCGGUGCAUGGACGAGGACCCGGAGCGGCGUCCGUCGUUCUACGAGAUCUACCGGGAGCUGCAGCUGUACCAGAAGGAGCUCAUGUCCAAGGUGCGCAUCCGGAACUACUACGAGGACAUGGACGGGCAGUACACGAGCGUCAUCUUCUUCGACAACCAGAUCCUCGCCGAACUGCAGAACGAGGCCGAUGGCGACACGGGGGGGCGCCACACCGAGAACGACGAGGGGCACGACGACGACGAGGAGGGCGAGGGCGAGAAGGAGAUCUCGUUCAGGCCCGCCCCGCUCCGCGCGUCCUUCUCCACGCCGGGCCUGCCCUCCGUCGAACCCUGCCCCCCGCGCCUCACCCGCAGCGUUGGCGUCAAGAAUCUGCUCAAGAGCCGAAGUUCGGACGACAAGGUGCCGAGCUCGCGCAUGAUCGAGUUCCCGGCGGGCCUCAAGAAGCAGCGUCCCAAGGCGCGCAGCUUCCCCGAGACCCCCAGCCACCUGGUCACCAAGAAGGCUGGGGCGGCACACCCCUCCUCCGCGUCUCCUCCCGCCUCCGACCAGCCCCACCACCACCACGACCACGACCACCACCACGGCGGCGACGACGACGGCGACGGCGACGCGGACUUCUACGGCGCGCUCAAGUUCACUCUCGAGACGCGAAUAGACUGCCGCAAGGUGCCGGCGUCGGACGACGAGCCCCUGGGCGGCAUCCAGUGCCUGCUGCGGGUGCACGAUCGGGUGUGGUGCGGCCACGCCAAGGGACACAUCUCCAUCUGGGACGCACGGAGUGGGAGCUUCCUGGCCAAGAUCCAGGGGUCGGUCAAGGAGAAGGAGAAGAUCUACAGCCUGCUGCUGGUCGAGGGCAAGGUGUGGAGCUGCUCCGACGAACGCUACAGCAAGUGCGUCAUUCGCAUCUGGGACGCACACGACCAGCAGCAGCAGCAGCCGCAGCCGUGA